Solanum stenotomum is the source of this 1878-nucleotide messenger RNA. RefSeq names its product sesquiterpene synthase 12-like. The coding region runs from base 33 to 1667 and encodes 544 amino acids. The record is from RefSeq and is a predicted model, not a curated record. Gene Ontology annotation, molecular function: terpene synthase activity; magnesium ion binding. Gene Ontology annotation, biological process: diterpenoid biosynthetic process. Lineage: Eukaryota; Viridiplantae; Streptophyta; Magnoliopsida; Solanales; Solanaceae. The transcript has 8 exons.
AGCAAGAGAAAAAAAAAACCUUUGAACGAGCAAUGUCUGCUUCUUCUCCUAAUAAGUGUCGCCCCUUGGCAAAUUUUCACCCAACUGUUUGGGGAUAUCAUUUCCUUUCUUAUACUCCUGAAAUUACUAACCAAGAAAAAGUUGAAGUUGAUGAGUACAAAGAAACAAUCAGGAAAAUGUUAGUGGAAGCUCCAGAGGGUAGUCAACAAAAACUUGUGUUGAUAGACGCAAUUCAACGAUUGGGAGUGGCAUAUCAUUUCGAUAAUGAAAUUGAAACAUCCAUUCAAAACAUUUUUUAUGCGUCUCAACAGAACGAUGACAACCUUCACGUUGUUUCUCUUUGUUUUCGACUUGUGAGGCAACAAGGCUAUUACAUGUCUUCUGAUGUGUUCAAGCAAUUCACCGAACAAGAUGGAAAAUUCAAGGAAACACUUACUAAUGAUGUCCAAGGAUUAUUAAGUUUGUAUGAAGCAUCACAUCUGAGAGUGCAAGAUGAGGAGAUUCUUGAAGAAGCUCUUACCUUUACCACCACUCAUCUCGAGUCAAUGCUCCCCAACAUGACCAAUAACUCGCUUAAGGUUCAAGUUACUGAAGCCUUAAGCAAGCCUAUUCGUAAAACUGUACCAAGAGUGGGAGCAAGGAAAUACAUACACAUUUACGAAAACAUCGAAGAACAUAAUAAUUUACUCUUGAAAUUCGCGAAAUUGGAUUUUAACAUGUUGCAAAAGUUGCAUCAGCAAGAGCUUAAUGAGAUAACAAGGUGGUGGAAAGAUUUGGAUUUUGCAAAGAAAUUGCCAUAUGCAAAAGAUAGAUUGGUGGAGGCUUAUUUCUGGAUGAAUGGAUUGUCUUUUGAGCCUCAAUAUAGUAGAAUGAGGAAAAUACUUGCAAAAUUAUUAUAUAUGAACACUAUUAUUGAUGACACCUAUGAUGCUUACGGAACCUUUGAUGAACUUGUGCUUUUCACAAGUGCCAUUCAGAGAUGGGACAUAAGAGCUAUGGAUUCAUUACCGCCAUUUAUGAGAACAAUUUAUCAAGAACUUCUCAACAUCUACGAUGAAAUGGAACAAGUAUUGACCAAAGAAGCUGGUAAAUCGAAGAGAGUGUACUAUGCAAAAAAUGAGAUGAAAAGGCUUGCGACAGCCUAUAUGAAGGAAAUUGAUUGGUUGAAUGAUGGCUACAUUCCAAAAUAUGAUGAAUAUAUGACAAAUGCACUAGUAACCGGAACAGGUAUGCUUUAUGUAACACAUUCUUUGAUUGGCAUGGAGGAACUUAUCACAAAAGAGACUAUUGAGUGGAUAACAAAUGAGCCUUUGAUUGUUCGUGCUGCAUCAUUAAUUACCCGAUUUAUGGACGAUAUUGCUGAUCAUGAAGUUCAACAACAAAUAGAACAUGUUGCUUCAAUAAUCGACAGCUACAUAAAAGAAUAUGGAGCUUCAAAAGAGGAAGCAUGCGUUGAGAUGCAGAAGGAAGUCACAAAUGCAUGGAAAGACAUAAAUAAGGAAUUUCUUCUCACGAGGAAAGUACCAUUUUUUAUCCUCGAACAAGCUUUAAAUUAUGCGCGAUUGGCAGAUACAGUUUUUGGAGGUGGUCAUGAUGGAUACACAAAUUCCAAUUGCAAAACUAAAAACUUGAUUACUUCGCUGUUUGUUGAAUCCGUCAACAUAUGAUGACAAUAUUAAUGUAGAUGCACCUUCGACUAAGUAUUUUAAUUUGGACGACCUUUAAUAAAUAAAUAAAAUCCUUUGCUUCUAAGUUCUAAGCAAUUUUUAUUUUUAUUUGGAGCAAAUGGGUUGUAGGUUUUAUAACUAUAUAUGUUGUAACAAUCAAAUGUAAUUUCUUUAACAAACAAUUUAUCUUAAUUACUGCUUGAUACUUUUU